GGUAAAAAACUAACAGAGAGAAGCGGAGGCGGCGUGCACUGCCAGGGACCGUGCGACGAGCCAGCCCUAACUUUUUCUCUGCUGCCGCUGCCGACGUCGCCGACCGAGCCACCUCCUCUCGGCCGCUACCUCUAGCCGCCACCUACCGCUGCCGUUGUCGCGGGCCAAGCCGCCUCCUUUACCCGUGGCUUAGAAGCACAUGGCGUUUCCAUUUUUACCUUCCAAGCGUCCUUAUGAACGAAAUCCCUUAGAGCCCAAUGGUAGGGGUAAGUGGCAAAAGACUGGACCUUCUAUAACACAGCAAAAUCAGCUGAAAGUGCCUCCAGGUGCUAUUAUCUUCCGAGUACUUUGUCCUGCUUCAAAAUCUGGAAGCGUGAUUGGUAAAGGUGGAGGUAUUGUAGCAAGGAUACGUCAAGAGACUGGUGCAAAGAUUAGACUUGAAGAGACUGUCCCUGGAUGUGAUGAGAGAGUUAUUGUAGUUACUGGGCUGGAGAAAGAUGCAGAACUAGGCAACGAACAGGGUAAAGAAGAUGAUGAAGAAACUGGUACCGAUGAUGGUGGUGAUAACUCCCAGGAAAUCACUGAGAACAUUGAAGGAGCUAAGGAUUCUUCUCCUGCGGAGAGUUCAAAGUUUGAUGGAGUACCAUCAUCAGUAGUGAAGGCUCUCCUGCUUGUAUUUGAGAGAAUAAUUGAAGGUGAAGCAGAAAAUGACGAUGAAGAUGAAGCAAAUAAGAAGCUUUCCAAUGUUUCUGCAAGAUUACUAGUUCUGUCUAACCAGGUGGGUUGCCUCCUUGGAAAGGGUGGGAGUGUAAUCAAGCAAAUGUCAGCUGAUAGUGGAGCCCAGAUACGGAUACUCCCAAGAGAUAAGCUUCCAUUGUGUGCUUCACAACAGGAUGAAAUUGUCCAGUUAACAGGAGGGGUUGAAUCAGUGAAGAAAGCUCUUCAUUUAGUUGCUCAGCAGCUUCUGGAUAAUCCACCCCGUGAACGUGAUUUGUUCCCUCCAAUGGGUUCUUCUGGUCCAUCAUCUCAUCCAUUUGCUUCUGGUCCUCGGCCAGAAGGCGUUCCACUGCUAAAUUAUCAUCAUCCCCAUCAAGGGCCACCAUUCUCAAACAGGCCCCAUCACAUUGCUGACUUUCAUCCAAGCAUCGGUCCACCUUUUCCUAAAUUUCAUGAAAGUGGACCACCUCUGCAGCCUCAACUUUCUCCAGAGCUAAUAACUUACAGGUUAUUCUGUUCCAGUGACAAAGUUGGAAGUGUGAUAGGGAAGGGAGGGAACAUUGUUAAAGGUCUUCAAAAUGACACUGGUUGUGAAAUUAAAGUUCUGGAGACAACUCCUGAAUCAGAUGAUCGGAUUAUAGUGAUAUCUGGUCUUGCGCUUCCAAGUGAUAGGAUCGCACCUGUACAGGAUGCAGUUCUUCGUGUUCAGCAUAGACUAGUGAUGGCUGUACCAGAUGCUAAAGAUAGCACUGUUUUGUCAAGGCUUCUUGUUGCUUCCAACCAAACUGGUUGUCUUCUUGGCAAAGGUGGUGCUAUAAUAGCAGAAAUGAGGAAGCUUUCGGGAGCUCAUAUUCGUAUUCUCGGUAAAGAUCAGAUCCCCAAGGGUGUGCCAGAAAAUGAUGAGGUAGUCCAGAUAUCUGGUGAAUUUGGAGCAGUUCAGGAAGCUUUGUUGCAAAUAACCUCUAGACUGAAGCAUCACGUUUUUCGUGAUAAGUUAUCUGCUAUGAAUCCUAAUGCGCCUCCUGCUUUUAUCGAGCAAUUACCUCCAUAUGGUCUGUACAUGGGGAGGAGGGAAUCUUCACCCUCCAGGUUGUACCCGAAUUUGCCCCCAUUUCAGAAGGAUCCUGUUGGUCGCCUGUUUGAAGAAAGAUCUGCAUUUGCACAUCCAGUUCAUGGUCUGGGUAUUCCACCACUUGGUAUUGAAAGACCUGCACCAUGGCUGCCUCAGGGUAUGAGGGAUGUAGGCGGUCCCAUGCCUUUACCUGAUUACCCAGGAGGAGUUCCACAAAGAAGGAUGGGUGGAUUUGCUAGUGGAAGCCAGCCAGUGCCUAUCACAAGUGUAGAUGUUGUGGUUCCUCGAUCCCUUGUACCUUCUAUCUAUGGUGAAGAUGGAGGUUGCCUGAGGCAUAUCCGUGAGAUCUCAGAAGCCAAAAUUACCAUCACUGAACCCAGACCUGAGGCAACAGAGACAGUGAUUAUAAUAUCUGGAACACCAGAGCAGACCCAUGCUGCCCAAAGCCUCAUCCAGGCUUUUGUAUUGAGUGAAACUGGUUCUUUAGAUUCCACCAAACCCUGAGCCAAUCAAGAAGCUUCAACGAAGAACAUGUUUGCAGAAUAGAGACUUUAAAGUUUCAUUCCAGUCAAACAAUUCUAUGGCUUUUUUCUGAAUUUUGCAGAUGCUGGUAUUUCUGUAGAGGAUUCACAACUAUAAAUGAGCACUUAGCUUAAGGAGUUAGUUUGUCCUCAAAACUAGUGAACAAAGAAUUUUUGAAAUUUUUGUAUGAGCUAAAUUAGAAUUUGAUCAUUUUGAACUCUUUUCGCAAGACAAUGAACAUGAGUUUGUUGUUGUUUGGAUGUUGCAUAUGUUAACAGCAAAAAGAGUGUGGUAUCUUGAAUUA
Messenger RNA from Musa acuminata AAA Group (dessert banana), 2615 nucleotides. Its product is annotated as KH domain-containing protein HEN4. The coding region runs from base 200 to 2293 and encodes 697 amino acids. Gene Ontology annotation, biological process: regulation of gene expression. NCBI's taxonomy places the organism in Eukaryota, Viridiplantae, Streptophyta, Magnoliopsida, Zingiberales, Musaceae. Gene Ontology annotation, molecular function: mRNA binding. Gene Ontology annotation, cellular component: nucleus; cytoplasm. The record is from RefSeq and is a predicted model, not a curated record. The transcript is spliced from 9 exons.